UAUCGAGACUCAAAAACACCUCGAGCUGUCAAAGUAUAUUCAGUUGCACAAGAAUCUCGUCAUAUCAUCAUUAGCAAUGUUCCUGCUCUUGGACUAUCAGAAAAUCUUUUAAAGCAGUGUUCUCUCUAUGGAGCUGUAGAAGAAAUACGCUCCCUAGAUGAUCACGCAUCCGUAGAAGAGUUCACAAAGGUUUAUUACUUGCGCCUUGGUACUGUUGAUGCAGCCCGGAGACUCAAACAGGCGAUGGAUGACAGACCAUUUUAUUCAAAUCUCUUAACAAUCGCAUAUGCACCUUACUAUGAGACUGUCCAUGAUGCACGUCUAAAACUGCAGAAUCGGAGAAAUGCAAUACAUCAAAAGCUAAGCCCA
This is a messenger RNA of Phycomyces blakesleeanus NRRL 1555(-), 369 nucleotides long. RefSeq lists its product as hypothetical. Gene Ontology annotation, cellular component: nucleoplasm. Lineage: Eukaryota; Fungi; Mucoromycota; Mucoromycetes; Mucorales; Phycomycetaceae. Gene Ontology annotation, molecular function: nucleic acid binding. The transcript has a single exon. The annotation marks the transcript as partial. The record is from RefSeq and is a predicted model, not a curated record.